Molecule: messenger RNA, 1596 nt
Organism: Geodia barretti
Lineage: Eukaryota; Metazoa; Porifera; Demospongiae; Tetractinellida; Geodiidae
Source: the annotation of a GenBank genome assembly
AUGAUAGCCCCGGGAGGACGCAUGAAGUACGACGUUAUCGUGGUUGGAGGCGGCGCGGCCGGCUCCACUCUGGCGAGCCGGCUGGCUGAGGAUGCGAACACCUCGGUGCUGUUGCUGGAAGCCGGCAACGACUAUCCGGACCCGGCGGUCUUGCCGGACGAUGUCAAGUUCGGCGGCACCAGAUACGCCGAAGCCCAGGAUUCGGUUCACAACUGGGCGCUGCGGGGCACCAUCACCGCUGAGCAGGGCGAGAUCCACGUCGCCCAGGGCAAGGUGAUUGGCGGCGGCUCUUCCAUCAACGGCCAGGCGAUGCAGCGGGGUUUCCCGGAGGACUUCGACAACUGGGCCGCAAUGGGCAAUGACGAGUGGUCCUACGACAGGGUCCUACCCUUCUAUCGGAAGAUGGAGAACGAUCUGGACAUCCAGGACGAUUACCACGGUUCCGACGGUCCAAUGCCGGUGCGCCGCCGGGUAUCCGGCACGUGGGCGGACAUCCAGAAGGCUUUUCACGAUGCCUGCCUGGCCGAAGGCUACCCGGCCGUGGAGGACACCAACGGACCCAACCCGACGGGCGUAGGCGUGUCUCCCACCAACAAUCUGGGCGGCAUACGGAUGAGCGCGGCCAUGACGCACCUCAACCCGAUGCGGCACCGGCUCAACCUGACCGUUCGGGGUAACGUGUACGUCCGGCGGGUCCUGUUCGAGGGCAACAACGCCGUCGGCGUCGAGGCGGAGAGCGGUGGCGAAAUUUUCACCGUUGGCGCGAAUAGGGUCGUGCUCAGCAGCGGGGCCAUCCGGUCGCCACAACUGUUGAUGCUAUCCGGCGUGGGCCCCAGGGAUCACCUGCAGCAGAUCGGGAUCCCCGUGAUCCACGACAGCCCGGGAGUUGGCCAGGGUCUAUGGAACCACCUGAGUGUGCACAUCACAUACAAGGUGAAGGAUGGCAAAACGCUGACCGGGGAUCUCGACGCGCCUCACUUCGGACUGCACUACUCCGCCAGCGGCUCCGGCUAUACCAACGAUAUGGUUCUGCGGUCCAGCACGGUGGUGGACGAACGUGAGGAGAAGGUUGCGGGCGUGCGAACGCGGUACAACACGGGGGACGUGCCAGCGGACCGGGCGGCGCGGAUCUCCUGCACGCUGGGCCUGCCGGACGGUUCGGGGUUUGUUCAGUUGCAGUCAUCCGACCCUGACGUGCAGCCGGAGUUCAACUAUCAGUAUCUGCAGCAUCCCAAUGACGCCCGAAGGAUUCGGGAAGGCAUUCGCUUCGGCGCUCGGAUGUUGGAAUCUGACGCCUUCAAGGACGUGUACGAUUUCCGCAUCAACCCGCCGGAUGACAUCCUGAACGACGACGGCGCCCUGGACCUGUGGGCACGGCAAACGGCUGGCACGGCGCGCCACGUUUCCGGCACCUGCCGCAUGGGGCCGGACGGUGACGCCAUGGCGGUGGUCGACCAGUAUUGCCGGGUGCGUGGUGUCGAGGGGCUUUGGGUGACGGACGCCUCGGUAAUGCCGCGGGUCCCCCGCUCAGGCGGAAUUCACCCCACGGUGAUCAUGGUGGCGGAGCGAGUGGUCGACUGGAUCGCGGCCGGGUAA